This is a messenger RNA of Aspergillus fischeri NRRL 181, 1173 nucleotides long. RefSeq lists its product as uncharacterized. Gene Ontology annotation, cellular component: mitochondrion. The transcript has a single exon. Gene Ontology annotation, molecular function: flap-structured DNA binding; Y-form DNA binding; DNA endonuclease activity. Bases 1 to 1173 code for a protein of 390 amino acids. The record is from RefSeq and is a predicted model, not a curated record. NCBI's taxonomy places the organism in Eukaryota, Fungi, Ascomycota, Eurotiomycetes, Eurotiales, Aspergillaceae.
AUGCGCAUAUCAUCACGCCACCUCAGCUCAUACACCUGGCUCAACAGCCUCAGAGCAUCCCAGCUGCAGCGCAUCGCCCAAGCAACGGGGAUUCAGUCCUCAGGGACAAAGGCAUGUCUCAUCGCCCGCUUGAAGGAGGAGCUGCCGCAGCGAGAACCAGAGAAGCAGACUAGUACAUGCGCACGCACAAGCCCAGGCACAAAUACAGGCGCGAUGAGUAUCCUGAGCAUCGACAUGGGGAUUCAGAACCUCGCAUACGCGCAUCUUCUUGUCCCGCGCGAUAGCCAUACAGCUACCGCCGGGACAGUAGUGAAGCUAAACGCAUGGCGCCGGCUAGCCGUCUCGGACGCAUUACUUGACCCAGCCCCUGACUCCCUGGGGAAGAUCGAAGGGGGACGUGCAUCCAAUGCAUCGAAGCUCCCAGGAAAGGUGAAAGAGAAAGAGAAACAUACAUUCUCCCCAUCCGAGUAUGCGCGCACGGCGUACGCGCUCGUCACGGGCUUGCUGCACGCGUACCGGCCCAGCCAUGUACUCAUCGAGCGGCAGCGGUUUCGCUCGGGGGGUGGGAGCGCGGUGCAGGAGUGGACGCUGCGGGUGGGUGUGUUUGAGGGGAUGUUGUAUGCUGUUUUGCAUGCGCUGGGACAGGCUGGGGAGGGAGCAGAGGCGGGGAUGCGGCCGGUGGUGCUGGGUGUUGAGCCUAGGCGGGUGGGGGCGUAUUGGGAGGGUCGGUUGGGAGUGGAUGUGGACGCACCGAAGAAGAAGAAGGCUUCGUCGAGGGAAGGGAAGAAGAUCAAGAUCAAUCUGGCGGGGGAGUGGUUGCGUGCUGGGAUGGGAGGCGAGGAGGCGGGCUCGGGGUCGGCCUCGGGCUCGCCGUUUCAGUUGUCUGUCGCGGAUGAUCCUGAGCUUCGGGCUCUGGUCGAUGCGUAUUUGCGGCGGUGGGCUAGCAAAUCGAAUCCUGGGAGGUCAGUAUCGAGGGCUAGGGCUAAGGCCGAAGGGCAGGCUGCGGUAGAGGAAGACGGGGCUGUGGUUGAACCCCCGGAUGUACGCAAGAUGGAUGACCUGGCGGAUUGUCUGGUCCAGGGUGUGACUUGGUUGGAAUGGCAGGCUAUGAGGCAGCGGAUUUCGACAGAGGGGUUGGAUGCCGUCUUGCAGUUGGAGAGUGGAAAGCUUUGA